This is a messenger RNA of Neurospora crassa OR74A, 1133 nucleotides long. RefSeq lists its product as hypothetical. NCBI's taxonomy places the organism in Eukaryota, Fungi, Ascomycota, Sordariomycetes, Sordariales, Sordariaceae. The coding region runs from base 429 to 1133 and encodes 234 amino acids. The transcript has a single exon. The record is from RefSeq and is a predicted model, not a curated record.
UGCACGAACCGAACCGACAAAAGAAACGAGAAAAAAAAAGCCUUCACUUUACUUCAGUUAUCAUAUGUUCCUCAAUACCUACCAACCCAUUUACUCAUUACAAAUUCCCUCGUCGGGUUUCUCGCAAACAGGUUCACUUAUAAUCGGAUCACAGUCAUACCCAUCGCAAACAAGCGCUGACGUUGAGCAGACCAAUUGAUCACGAGCUGGUCAUUCACCGGAAACUUGUCGUCUCGUUCAUCCUCUUCAGGUCUUGCUUGUCACUGUAUAAAAACCUUCGGGUUCCUCCCCUUGAACCACCGAGCAAGGGCUACCAAAGUAGGAACGGCGAGUCUGUGGGCAAUCAGGCCAGGUUUGGUAUUGCGAUUCUCCCCUUAUAGCCAGAAACGCGAUCAUUCUUCAGGGGAAAAAAAGAGACAGCAAGCACAAUGUCCAACCAUGGGCAACACCCAGGUCAACAACCCAACCCUCGGGGUCAUCAUCGCCGUCCGCCUCCCACACCAUCAGGAGCAGCGUCACAGCCACCACAUCCCCCUCGACCCCGUUCUCACCAAUUACAAAACCCAGCAACCCUCACAACCCGCCGCUCCCUCCUCUCCCCAACCUUCGCCUCCAAACUCCGCCAACUCGCCCUCCCCCUCGCCCCCCUCGUGCAGCUAACCAGUGGCACCGUGCACCCCGAAUUUCCCCAGACGUUGCUCAACUUCUGGCUUUUGACCGACGACCAGCUGGACCGACUAGCGAGCUUCUAUCACCAGCGCACGCCAUGCCAGUGGACGGCGCACUACCCUUGUCCGGUGUCAUGGCCGGCAGGCAUGGGGAUCGAGGAGAAGAGGAGGAGGAUUGGACGGUUUAUCGGGCUGAGGGGCUGUGAGAGUCCGUUGCCGACGGGGACAAGUUUAGGUUUAGACGUGGACAUGCGGCAGAUGAGUACGGGGGGAAAGAAGGGGGAUGUGCAGGUAGAUGAUGCCGCUAUGGAAAACGAAGGAAAUGGAAUGUCGACGUACAUAUCAGCGCUGCUGAAGUCGACGAUAGGGAUGACGGACGAGGAUAUCGCAGAGACGGAGAGGAGGGUCAGGGGAGCACAGGAUGAGUUGGAUGAGAUCAGGAGGAAGAUGGGUUGGUAUCUUUAG